Exophiala viscosa is the source of this 1172-nucleotide messenger RNA. RefSeq lists its product as uncharacterized. The record is from RefSeq and is a predicted model, not a curated record. Bases 199 to 1059 code for a protein of 286 amino acids. Gene Ontology annotation, cellular component: membrane; trans-Golgi network. The transcript has 4 exons. Gene Ontology annotation, biological process: endoplasmic reticulum to Golgi vesicle-mediated transport. NCBI's taxonomy places the organism in Eukaryota, Fungi, Ascomycota, Eurotiomycetes, Chaetothyriales, Herpotrichiellaceae.
CGGUGCUGUGCCAUGCCCCUGCAUUUACAGUAACUUAGUGGUUGAUCUGGCUACAACAGCAUCCUGUACAGCAACAACCUGAAUCGCUACGCCUCUCCUACGGCGACGCUCCAAAUAGUCAGGCUGCUUGCUAGCGACUGACCUCUGCUGCCACUUUCAGAAUUCCCCGGGCAUUGUGCAUGCGGUUCAGCUCCAGCAAUGUCUGCCCGAAUCUCCAACGACCACUUCGACGACGAUCAUGCAGUGCUCGACGACGACUUCCUCAACGAUGAAGUCGAACCAGACGAGCCAACAACGUCCGACCGGGCUCCAUUGACAGGCAACAUCCAAUCUUCCUCGUCAAGCGCGCCUUUGAACCAGAACUAUUUGACAUCACGCAUACCGGGCGAGGACAGACGCGCCCCGCAAAACACUAUCGAUGAGAGCGUAUGGGAGACCGUCUCCCGAGACCUGUUCGCGGUAUGGGAGAAAAUGAAACAAGUACUCUGGCCCAAAUAUUUACUUGGGGGUAUGCUCCAAAGAGAAGGCGGCGGUAUGGGCGACGUUGAGAGUCAAGGCUUUGGAAGAGAUCUGCGUGGCCUGAUAGGGAGAUGGCCCGAUGCAGAAGGUAUCUUGCAAGGAGGAUUGAGCGAAGGGCUGCGAGACUGGGACCUGUGGGGUCCGCUAAUAUUCUGCCUGCUUCUGAGUCUGUUCCUGUCUAUGCGCGCCAGCAAGGCACAGACCGACUUGGUCUUCUCUGGCGUCUUCUCACUCAUCUGGAUCGGUGAGGCUGUGGUCACACUUCAGAUCAAACUCCUCGGUGGAAACAUUUCGUUCAUGCAAUCCGUCUCCAUCAUCGGCUAUACGCUGUUUCCUCUGACCAUUGCUGCACUCCUCAGCGCCCUCGGCCUACCCAUGAUCGCUCGGAUCCCGGUCUACAUUGUCCUUGUGGCUUGGUCAUUGGCAGCAGGGGUCAGCAUUCUCGGUGGCUCGGGCGUGGUCAAAAACCGGGUGGUGCUUAGUGUGUAUCCUUUGUUUGUCUUCUAUGUUGGCCUCGGCUGCCUGUGUUUUAUCAGUUAGGGUUUUUGGACAUGGCUAUGCAGAAUAUGCUGCCCCGUCAUAUAUCUUGGGCGGAUUACAGUAUGAGUAUAGACACAGGGUGUAAUGGAUACAAAAGUAAUCACUUCUCUCUA